This is a messenger RNA of Podospora anserina S mat+, 2658 nucleotides long. RefSeq lists its product as uncharacterized. The record is from RefSeq and is a predicted model, not a curated record. NCBI's taxonomy places the organism in Eukaryota, Fungi, Ascomycota, Sordariomycetes, Sordariales, Podosporaceae. Bases 1 to 2658 code for a protein of 885 amino acids. The transcript has 2 exons.
AUGGCCACCACCAUCACCAGCACAACUUCUUCAACAUACAACACCACCACCCGCCACACCUUGUCUAGGAGAAAUAACGGUCGCGGCGGUCUCUCGUCCAUUUCGACUCCCAACCUCAACCAGAUCUACAACGCACACUCGACCACGGCGACGCGCCCCGGCCCGCCCGUGCCCCAGUUGCUCUCGCGCAAAGGCUCCGUUGCCGCCCUGACGCAGAACUCGCUGGCCAGCAUUCCGGAUGAUAGUGAAGCCUACGCCUACAACCAGGUUCUGGCCAGCGAAAACACCAACAUCAUGCCGUCCCCGCUUACCCCCGGCCGCCUUGGGGGUGCCGCCGGCGGAGAGGAUGUCCAGGUGGGCGAUGUCAUCGAUGUGCCGGGCAACAUGACGGGCACCAUCCGCUUCAUCGGUCCCGUCACAGGUCGCAAGGGCACUUUUGUUGGUGUCGAGCUGCAUCCCGACUUUGCAGGCCGCGGCAAGAACAGCGGUGAUGUCGACAGUGUUUUCUAUUUCAGAACCAAGGAUCCAAACAUGGGCAUCUUUCUUCCCAUUUCCAAAGCCGUCAAACGAGAACCACCACCCAUCAUGCCGACGAAUUCGUAUCCUCUCACCCCGGCCAGCGGCGGAGGUCUGAAGGUCGGAACUCAAUACUCGACAAACUUUACGCCACCGACUCCUGGUGUGCCGAAAUUCAGCCAGUCCGUUGGCCCAGGCCGUGCCACGAGCCCUGUCGGCAAGAAGCCUACGCGCCCGUCGCUGCCGCGUCCGGAGUCGCCUGUGAGAAGGCUGCAGAUGACGCCGGCGCCGAGACCCUCGAUCGGGGCACCCGCUCCCCCACGAUACGGCAGCCCGACGCCGAACAAGUUUGCCCAGAGUGUUCGCGGCACGGCGGGUGACCCGAGCAAGCGACUUCCUGCUCAUCAGCGGAAAGGUAGCGUCGGACCGCGAAGUGUUUCUGUGCUUGGGGUGUCGUCUUCGUCGUAUCAGGCCCAUCACUUGAGUGAGGAGGAUGCGGGACCGGUUGACGUUCAGAGGACGCAGACUAAUGGGAGCGCUGGGUCUGGCUUCAGCCUCAGGGUGAGGCCAGCCUCACGGGCUGCGUCUAGAAUCGGGAGUCACGCCGUCAACAAUGAGGAGGUGGAGCGUCUCAAGGCCGAGCUGGAGGAUCGGGAGCGGCAGCUUAAGGAACAGGCGGCCACGCUGAUGGAGAUGGAGAGCAGCUUGACGGAGCUGCAGGGGUUGAUUGAGGGUUCCGAAGGGCAGAUGCAAGCCGGACGGCGAAACAGUCUGGACGACAAGGAUGCCAAUGCGCUACGGGCGGUGCUGAGAGAAAAGAAUGAAAAGAUUGCCAUGUUGACGGCCGAGUUUGACGCUCAUCGAGCCGACUUUCGGAGCACUAUUGACACGCUGGAGAUGGCGAGCACCGAGACGGAGAGGGUGUAUGAGAAGAAGAUUGAGGAGCUGAUGCAGGAGAUUCAGGAGCUGCAGGACAGGACGGCGGACGUGGAUACUGUGGCUAACCAGCUGAAGCAGUUGGAGGAGCUGGUGCAAGAGCUGGAGGAAGGGUUGGAGGAUGCGAGGAGGGGGGAGGCGGAGGCGAGGGGGGAGGUUGAGUUUUUGAGGGGCGAGGUGGAGAGGACGAGGUCGGAGCUGAGGAGGGAGAGGGAGAAGGCGCAGUUUGCUACGAAUGGGUUGGCGCGGGGGGGUGGAGGGGCGACGAGCAAGGAGUUGGAACAGAAGGAAGAUGAGAUUAGGGGGCUCAAGGCGAUUAUUCAUUCGUUGAGCAGGGAUGCUGUUCCGAACGGCGGGGAGAAUGGGGUGGUGGGUGCGGGUGCGGGUGCUGCUCAGCGGUCUGGAUCUGUUAGAUCACACCAAGGGGAGUCGAUUGAUGAUCGGUUGAGCAGGGAGAAAUUGGAGAGGGAGGUUGCCGAGCUCAGGGCCUUGGUGGAGAGCAAGAGCACGAGGGAGGAGACGCUGGAGAGGGAGCUGGAGACGUUGAGGAGGAGCGCGGUGAACUCGGGAGCGGCAGGGCAUCGCGGGAGUGCGGCCACCAUGACUGCUGGCAGUGGAAACGACAGGAAUUCUUACCGGGACUCUCGCGGGACUGUUGUGCUGGCUCCCCGAAGCCCGGAGCAUAAGCCUGCUGGUGGUGUCGGUAAGCACAGCAGAGGGAACACGCUGGACACGAUGCCCGAAAGCGACUCUUAUAGCACGGCCACGGGGGAUAGUACCCUCUGGUGCGAAAUCUGCGAGACGGCCGGGCAUGACAUUUUGACGUGUACCAACGUCUUUCCUGAUCAACAGUCGCAUCAUCAGACGAGGGACAGCAGCAAGACGCCUGAUGGGGGGGAGGGUGUGUCUGGUGGUGGGGCCAUGACUGAGGAUGUGAAGCUUCCUGCGCCGUUGAGCCCGGUCAAGGCUGCCAAGAGCAGUGCUGUUACUGCUGCUGUCACUGCUACUGCUGAUGAGGAGCAGCAGCAACCUACUAGUGCGGUGUCGGCGAUGGAGAAGCCGAUUAGGGUCAACAAAGAGACGGUUUUGGGGUCGGAGGAGCCGGCGGCUAGCAUGGAGGGGGGUGUGGUGGAUGAGCCGAUGUGGUGCGCGCUUUGUGAGAGGACCGGACAUGACAGUAUUAGUUGUCCUGAUGAGCAGUUUUGA